ACCCUAGUCAUCCCCUGCCAUGUAAUCCCUUCGUACCUAGUUGUCCACAUAUUGCCCAAUUUGUCCCAUGGAUUCCCUAAGAAGGAAAAUUUUGCACGUGGUGGAUGGACUCUUCGCACGUGUCAAUGAUCAAUUUUUGACAAGAGCACUUCGGAGAGAAGUUAACCAGGGCAUAAUUGGGCAUAAGUUUUUCAUAAUUAAAUUUGAAACAGUAUAUGAAUUACAUUUUCAACCUGGUGCAAGUUAAAUGACAUCUCAACAGAAGAGAUGGGUUUGUGGUCGUGGUGUUCUAGCACUGAAAUCAUGUGAACCAUUGAGACGACCUCGGAGAGAAGAACCUAAAGAUCCACAAGCUCCUAGGCCACCCUUAGAAGCAAUACAUGGCCCCAACCCAAAAUUGCUUGUAAAAUACAGCUAUAAAAAGAACCCGAACCAACCUGGUGGGUUUCCAGAGCUAACCGUGAGACAGCGACAAAACGUGACUUUUUUAAACGUACAUGAGACGGAAUCUUUGUGGUGGAAUGUAAAAGAUGAAGAUAGUGGUGAAAGUGGUUAUGUACCAGGAUCCUAUCUAAUGAUUCUUGAGGAAAAGCCAUCAAGCCUACCUUGGUUAGAGAACAGAAGACUUGAGGCACAAGAAGAAACAAAAAAGAAAGAAGGUCCUUUUAAAGAUGCACCCACUACUGUUUGGAAACCUUAUGUAUCAGCUUAUGGAGGAACAACCACAGGUCAGAAUAACCAACCCCCAAAUCAAUACUACUGUGAGAUCUGUGAUAAGCAGCUGAAUGGACCAAAACCUUUUCAAGCACACAUGGUUAGCAAAGCACAUAAAGAAGAGGUUGCAGCACAGUCAUAAAGAGUGGGGAUUCCAUUUGUAUGUUAAGAUGGAGGAUGAUGGGGAUAACAGAGAUGCAAGCAUCAGUUUGUAGACAGGCCCAACAAUGCAAAAAGUCAUUCAAGUUUGGUUUCAUUAUGGAAUUAACUAUAUAUGCCUUUAAUUUCUUCAUUUGCUGGACUCUUACACAGUUAAAGUUCUGUUAUAUAUUAUACUAUUAGAUAUAUGUUGCUCUGCUUUAACCCUGGCCUUUAACCUGAUGCUAAAAAUUGUUUAUUGAAACCUGGAGUUUUCAAUUUCUGGCUAGCUAGUACAGGGUGUGUAAAAAACUGGAAUUUGAAAUCAUUCCAGCUUAUGCAGUGGGACAUCAUUUAUGUAACAUUUGCAAAUAAAACAAAUUCAAAAAUCUACAGGCAAUUAAGAACUGAACUGAGAUUAAAAAAAUAUUUUCAGGUGGUAGUGCAGUGCAGCUUUUGUAUAACAAAGCGUAAGAAAAAGACGUGUAUGGGGCUUUUGCUGAAUGCAACUGAUUU
Molecule: messenger RNA, 1368 nt
Organism: Dendronephthya gigantea
Lineage: Eukaryota; Metazoa; Cnidaria; Anthozoa; Malacalcyonacea; Nephtheidae
Exons: 5
Coding region: 248-856 (202 amino acids)
Molecular function (GO): protein binding; nucleic acid binding; zinc ion binding
Source: RefSeq, a predicted model, not a curated record